CAGUUAUUCAGCAUGGCGUCCUCCGUAAGGGCAGCUUCACGGUUUUGUUCUUUGUAUCUGUUUACGUCUUCAAGACACAAUGUCAGCAGUGCAUUUAGACGGUCCUGCCGACCCUGCUCCUCUCGACCGGUCAGGAGCAGUCUGUACGAGCAUGUGCUGGAAGGGUACAGUCACAAACCUAAACUGGACAUGCGGCGUGUGUGCGAGGAGACGGAUGCGGUGAAGGAGGAGGUGGAGAAUCGGAAAGGAGAUCUGCGGGCAGCUGAUGUCGGAGUUAUCAUCUCAGUAUGGAAGGAAUUACAGAAGGUGCAAAAAGAAAUAUCAGAUUUGGAGACGAGAAAGAAUGUGAUCAGUGUCAAAGUCCGCGCUCUUGUGGAUGAACAUGACAAAUCUACUUUGGCUAGUCUUGAGGAGUACACGAGUGCUAGGGAAGAGGGUAGAGCAAUCAGAGAGAAACUUAUACAGUUGUAUGUGCAAGAGGGUGAGCUGGAGAAACAACAUUACUGCCGUGCCCUAAAAUUGCCCAACAGAACACAUCCAAGUGUGCCCAUCGGAGAUGAGAGCCAGGCAAGAGUGGUUGAAUUGGUUGGUCAGAAACGAGAAUUUGAUUUCAAACCAAAAGGCCACCUGCAAAUUGGAGAGAGUCUUGACAUCGUAAGACAAAGACGGCUUGCCCAUGUGUCAGGGCACAGAUCAUACUAUUUGAGAGGUGUAGGGGCCAGACUUCAGUUUGCCUUGCAAAAUUAUACCAUGGAUCUUCUUCAGAAACGGGGCUUUAUUCCCAUGGUUGUUCCUGACAUGCUAAAAUCAGUGGUUUUUGAGGGUUGUGGGAUGCAGCCUAAUGCUCAUAAAUCACAGGUGUACUCUCUGGACCCUUCACGCUUUCCUGACCUUAAUCUUGCUGGUACUGGGGAAGUGGGAGUGGCAGGCUAUUUCAUGGAUCAUGCUGUAAAUCUGAAGGAUUUACCUGUCAGGACAGUCUGUAGUAGCACAUGCUAUCGAGCUGAAACAGAGACAGGCAGAGAGGCCUGGGGGCUCUACAGAGUUCACCAUUUUAACAAGGUUGAAAUGUUUGGUGUGACUUCGAAUGAGACGGGAGAGGAGAGUUCCCAAUUGUUGGAUGAAUUUGUCACGUUACAGAACGAGAUUUUCUCUUCCCUAAAACUUCAUUACAGAGUCUUGGAUAUGCCCACUCAAGAAUUGGGGCCUCCUGCCUUCCGAAAAUAUGAUAUUGAGGCAUGGAUGCCAGGACGUGGCAGCUUUGGAGAGAUUUCCAGUGCCUCAAACUGCACAGACUACCAGAGUCGGCGCCUUAACAUUCUCUAUGAGGGAAAUGAUGGAAACCUUAAGUAUGCACAUACGGUUAAUGCUACAGCUUGUGCUGUUCCACGUACUGUCAUUGCGAUUUUGGAGACACACCAAACCAAGGAAGGGACGGUUCUGGUUCCUGAAGUUUUGCAGCAUUACCUUGGAUUGGAAGUGAUAGAAAAACCUAAAUACACUCCUAUUAAAUAUAUAGGACCAAACCAACCCAAGCGUCAUACCUCAAAAUAACUCUUUAAUAGUAUAUCAGACUUCAGUGAAGUACCGUUUUUGCUGUAUUCUCAACAGUGAAUGCAAUGUAUAUAGGUAUUUGGCAUAACUUCUUGUUUGAGAAGUGAUUUUUUUUCCAAACCAACAUUUAUGUGGCUUUAUCCAAAUUUUCAAUAAAAUGUAAUCA
Molecule: messenger RNA, 1720 nt
Organism: Sinocyclocheilus rhinocerous
Lineage: Eukaryota; Metazoa; Chordata; Actinopteri; Cypriniformes; Cyprinidae
Product: serine--tRNA ligase, mitochondrial-like
Exons: 16
Coding region: 13-1554 (513 amino acids)
Biological process (GO): seryl-tRNA aminoacylation
Molecular function (GO): ATP binding; serine-tRNA ligase activity
Source: RefSeq, a predicted model, not a curated record